Molecule: messenger RNA, 999 nt
Organism: Aspergillus homomorphus CBS 101889
Lineage: Eukaryota; Fungi; Ascomycota; Eurotiomycetes; Eurotiales; Aspergillaceae
Product: cucumopine synthase
Exons: 3
Coding region: 1-999 (332 amino acids)
Source: RefSeq, a predicted model, not a curated record
AUGUCCGCUACCAAACCACUUCCUCGAAAGAUCAAGGUCAAAUGGCCCCAACUUGAUAUCACGGUCACGGCCGUGAUGAACGACGAGGCCAACGCACAUCUCAUAGACAUCCUAUACGAGCGCCUGCCUUACCGCUCACUCCAGAACCACGCCCUCGUGUCGGGGGAUCAUCUUUACCAUCUGGUGCCAGCUGAGAAGUUGAUAUAUACGAAAGGGAACUACAUCGUGCCCAACCGAGUGAUGGAGCCAGACGGAACCGUCUUUCUCUCCGGCUUGCAGCAUCUCGCCAUCAAAUACGGGCCACUGACCGAAUACCUCCCGGCCGCCCCAUGUGGGAAGAUCGUCGCGGAAGAUAUGGCCCAGCUCGUCCGAGCGGGAACGGCCAUCUGGAACGCCUGCAACUCGUCCAAGCAGGUGAUUGAGGUUGUUGUGUGGGACGCCACGAAGCCCGAACCCACCGAGCAGCUCUUUCUCCCGCUCGAGCGAAUGGGUACUACCAAGGAGGUGAUGCGUUUAGUCGAGGCCAUCCAUGCGGAGACCGAAAAAUCAUGGUCGGCGGUCUCCUACGACCUCCAGCUGGUGCACACAGGCUGCGCGCUCUCCGGCGCCGGAUCGAAGAAUUCCUACUUCGCCACCAUGGUAUUCAUCAACGGGGAGAUCCGACCGCUCGGGUACAAUAUCCUGAACAAUAUCCUGAAAAUCGCGGAGACGGACCCCGAGUUCAAGCUGCGCCACCUGGUCCAACUCUUCCGCGUGUUUGCGUCCAUCCCGUCGGAGUUCGUGGGCUAUGCAGGGGCGACGUUCCUCUACCAGACCUUCCGGCAGAUCGACCGUGUCAUCGACGGAGUGAUUCUAUCCCAUGAGAACGAACAACAAGGCCGGGCGGAUUUCUUGGCUCUGGUCAGUGCUUUCGCGAAGUAUGUGAAUCUGUUGAAUGCACAGAACUUGCAUGUGUUUCCCUGGCGGCAUGGGGCGGAGUAUCUGCUGCUGCGGAAUUAG